This is a messenger RNA of Helicoverpa armigera (cotton bollworm), 3614 nucleotides long. RefSeq lists its product as uncharacterized. The coding region runs from base 554 to 1792 and encodes 412 amino acids. The transcript has 5 exons. NCBI's taxonomy places the organism in Eukaryota, Metazoa, Arthropoda, Insecta, Lepidoptera, Noctuidae. The record is from RefSeq and is a predicted model, not a curated record.
UCCUCAGUCGGCAUAACGACCGCGAACCGUGAGCACCAUCGCGUAUCACAUAAAAAAAGAAAACACGAUAGAGUCCGAACAUUAAAAAUGAAAUAAACACUUCUUGUUGAACAAAAAAAAAAAAAACAAAAAUUGUCAGUGACGUAUUGUGUUCUAAAUUUGAUUUUACGCGCGGACCGCGAUGUGGACAGAAAAUCGCGGCGCGCAGACUUGUAUGAAAGUUUGUUGACAGUUAUUGAAAAUAAUAAGUGUUAAAAAUAGGUGUUCAUUAUUAGUGCAUAGUUGGUGUUGCUUAGUGUGUAGUUCAGUUUGAGUAAAUAAGUGUUUACGUGUAUGGUAAGUUAAUCCUACCAUGCGACCGUUCGCGUUCGUUUUAAAGCGGAAAUAAAACAAACUAAAACACGGCGAGCCGAACAGACGUUUGAAUAUAGCCGGGUUUAAUCUUGGCGUGCUACACUGAACUAAUUACUGGCAGAGACUUAGCGCGAGAGCGGUGUGCACGCAUACCGGUACACUAUAGUGUGAACGAGACGGAAGUGGGCAGUUUUCCAAGAUGAAUUUGAUGUUUCGGAAGAACUUCAGCGGGGAGAAGACCCUCUCGUCUAGCGGGGGUGGGGGGAAGGCGCGGGGCGCGCUGGGUGCAGGGAGGAACGCGAAGCGCCGCGACCGCGAGCGAUACUCCUGCAUGGAGGAACACCACUACAAGACCCACAUAUUCUUCUCCGCGGCUCCGCGCGCCAGUGCUCAAUACAACGACCUCACAGAACGAUGCGGGCCUGUACUGGGCGGUGGCACGGGCCCCGAGCCGGAGCCGCCGCAGCCCCUGGUCACCCGGGAGCCCUCAGUCUCCCUGCUGCGCUGGGACAGGGGCCCGGCGACCACUACCACGGUGCCGACGACCACGGACCGCCGGAGAACGGAACCCGUGUCGCUUGCAACGCUACAGAAAGACUGCUUUGUUAUUCCGGCGCACGCACUUGAUCGGUUCUUGCCUGAUGGAGUGCCGCUACCAGUUCCGCCUCCAACGCCAGAAAAAGGAAUGACAACAAAGACUGCACAAAACUCCCUUAGCAUCCUCGAAAUAGCUGAUCCCAAGCUUUGUAUAUUGGCCCAUCUGAUGAGUCCACUGGAACCCAUCGAGCCAAUAUUGGAAUCCCCGCUUGCCAAACCUUUGAUCAGACAGAAAGCAGCGGCUGGAGAACUGCUGAACGAGGUGGCGCAAGCCAACACAGCAGUUGGAGGGAUGUUGUUAGCGAAUAUGGAGAAAAACGCGGAAUUCCCUUUCAUAUCUUACUAUGUGAUAAAUACUACGCAAACGGACCCUUUGCUUUUCUACAAUAACAUGAGAUGUUCGUCACUGAAUAAGUUUGACCCGAAAACCAUAAGGUACUCGGCAGCGCAUACGUUAGACUUGUAUAGUGAAGUGGCGAUGAUCUGCAGGCCGCCGUUCAACGACUUAGCUGGUGGACCCAAGAAGUCACACACGCCUACCACUGGAUUCAUCAUUAGUGUUUAUAAGGUCUUCGAAGGCGACGAUGGCGAGCGCUUCGAGAGGAACUGGCUGUACUGGACCGGGGCCCGAAUGCUGUACCGUCAUCUACCCCACACGGUGGGCAUGAGGAAGAUAGCUCUCCACAAGUCUGUAGCUGCCCACGGAGACAAGAUGUACCUCUUAGUAUGCGAGUGUGCCAACCUAAUGGACGAUCUAUCAGGAGCUGCGAUGUUGGUGACGGCGUUGAGGGCGCGCCUUUGUGGAUACACGGGGCUUUACAGGCCUAUACAGACGUUCUAGUAAAGGGACUGGGCCUUAGAUGGCCUUGAGUGUGUUGUAUUGUAAUUUGGAGACAUCAUAGGUUAGGUGCCUAGGUUAGUUCUGUUGGGUAAUGAGUUUGGGUAGGGAAGGAAAGACGAUCCUAGUAGUGAAGUUGGUAUGGUAGAAAACAGAAUAUCUGUGGGAUUGAAAACACACACUUUUGAUCUUGUCGUAAUGCCAAUGCUUAUAACCCGGAAAAGCAGGUAUUCUUGAAGUUAUUGUGUUCAGACUAGGAGAAACUGAAAACUUUCCAAAUUCAUUGCCCAAAUUAUGAUUGGAUCUCUAAUUUAAAGUCAAUCUAAAGAUGUCUCGUCAAAUUUGGUCACAAACAGCACACGUGAACAAAACGGACCAAAGUACCUAUUAAUAUUACAUUUAAGACUAUCUUAAAUGGUGGACGUUUGACUGGGUACAGGCGAGUCGAGCCGAAGUGUUCUUCAUUUAGAUUUAAGAAACUUUAAUAUUAAUAAAACCGAGUGAAUCUUUUCUGUAGCCGCCAUUUUUCUCAACCUCUCACUAUACUUUUGAUAUUAUCUACUACAAGACACUUCAAGUAAACAGUCGUUUAGGUAAAUGAUUAAUUAAGUAGGUACAUGACUUGACAAUAUUUUGUUAUAUUUGUGUAAAGUCUUCCAAAUUACGGCGUACCUACAUAAUGUACUAAACUGUUCGAUUGAUACCGAGAUUAAGGAUAGUUUAACGACAGCUCAAAACUUACUCCCUUUUCUAUUUUUGCCUAAAGAUACAAAUUAUUUUUCGAGUUUUUCAAUUUUUCUAACAUAUCUCGAGAUACAUAUCAUUAAUAUCGCAAGAUGUUCAAUCGAUAAUGUUAAUAGCCAUUGCCAACUGUACUUCACUGUUUCAUAUUCUUACUAAAUUAGAAAUAAUGAAAUUGUGAUGCUCACGUAAUAAAUAAUAGUUUGCCUUAAAUAAAUAGACCUGUUGCUAAUUUACUUAGAAACGCACAAUAAUGUUAAAAAUGCUAAAUAUUCGUUACUACAAUUCACGAAAUAAAUAAUUAUAAUCCUGAUAAAAAAUUAUGUAACGAUUUAGAUUUUUUAUUUGAACGUUAACGAAAUAUUUGACAUUUUGAUAACAUUACCUACUGCGGUAAAAUAAUAAAUAAUAGCCUACAUAAAGAAGAGUGGCCAAUUUGUGUCAUAAAAUAUGUAGAUUUAUUGUUCUUAAUAUUUACGAAAUAACUAGAUUUUUAUUAUCAUAGCUUGAUGCACAGACUAAGCUUAGUUUAAAAUAUGACAAGUAACGUUGGCGUGAGCAGAUUCAAAAGUAUGCAAAUGCAAAUUAAAAUGUUCUGCUAUACAAUACAUAAACUUCAAGAGUCAAUAAUAGUACAUAAAAGCUUAAUUAGUUUACGAAAUCGAGUCUAUUUCAUUUUAUAUACUUCACAUACAACUGUGCUGACAAAUAUGUAUCCUACAGCCAGCAACAAGAGUCUAGCCAAAGUUACAAAAUUAUCUGGACACGAAAAAGGGUCACGCAAAAGCUGUGUUUAGACAAUUUUCGGACGUGAAAAAAAAAUUGUUUUGUAAUCUUGACAAUUACUUAGAUUUUAGUACCUAUUCAGGUAUUUGGUAAUUUUAAUUUUGUUGAAGGUCUUUUGUUGCCGUGCAUACUACCAAAUCUUAAAUGUUUAUGGAUACCUACCUAUUAUAAUUACAAUAAUUUAAAAGACCAAAAAGCCUACCCGAUAUUGUGAUUCAUUCAUUAUUAAAUUAGGUGAAAAGCACAGAGUAUAAGCAUAGUUAUCUGCUUGAGAAGCAUCAAUAAGAUUGUAUUAAAA